Messenger RNA from Solea solea (common sole), 2820 nucleotides. Its product is annotated as cadherin-12-like. Lineage: Eukaryota; Metazoa; Chordata; Actinopteri; Pleuronectiformes; Soleidae. The transcript is spliced from 12 exons. Gene Ontology annotation, biological process: calcium-dependent cell-cell adhesion; multicellular organism development; homophilic cell-cell adhesion. Bases 5 to 2563 code for a protein of 852 amino acids. The record is from RefSeq and is a predicted model, not a curated record. Gene Ontology annotation, cellular component: plasma membrane; adherens junction; catenin complex. Gene Ontology annotation, molecular function: cadherin binding; calcium ion binding.
CCUGAUGACCACAAGGAAAUAUGUCACUCUAUUCCUGGUGGGCUCUUGUUUCCUGUUGGACUACAGCUCCCAGCAUCCUCAGCUCUGGAGCAGAACUAAGGUCGCGGCGAUGUCAGGUAGACGGGCGAUUGGAGCGAGGAGCGCGAGGCCGUCCGCUGGGCGAGUGGCGUCGUUAGAGGGCGGGACAAGGCCGAGGAAACGCGACAGGUCGAGGAUGCAUCGUAUUAAAAGAGGAUGGGUGUGGAACCAGUUCUUUGUUUUGGAGGAAUACAUGGGGACCGAACCACAGUAUGUUGGAAAGCUGCACACAGACAUGGACCACGGAGAAAACGUAGUGAAGUACACGCUGUCAGGGGAGGGAGCCGGGUCCAUCUUCACCAUCGAUCAAAUUACAGGAGACAUACAUGCUCUGGUGGGACUCGACAGGGAGGAGAAGUCGUACUACACACUGAGAGCUCAGGCUGUUGACAUCCACACGGGCCUCCCUCUGGAGCCAGAGUCUGAGUUCAUCAUCAAGGUGCAGGACAUUAACGACAAUGAGCCACGAUUCCCCAACGGACCGUACAGUGGCAGUGUGCCGGAGAUGUCUCCAACAGGGACUUAUGUGACACAGGUGACAGCCACAGACGCAGAUGACCCCACAUACGGCAACAGUGCACGCAUCGUGUACAGCAUCAUUCACGGACAGCCCUACUUCUCUGUGGACCCCAAGACAGGAGUGAUCAGGACCGCACUGGCCAACAUGGACCGAGAGGUGAAAGAGGAGUACCAAGUUAUUCUGCAGGCCAAAGACAUGGGCGGUCAGCUGGGGGGGCUGGCGUCCACCACCUCCAUCAACAUCACUCUCAGCGACGUCAACGACAACCCACCGCGCUUUGCAAAGAGUGUCUUUCACCUGCGGGUGCCAGAGUCUGCACCACUUGCUUCGCCAGUCGGUCGCAUUCGGGCCCACGACUUGGACGCUGGCAGCAACGCAGAGGUGGAUUAUGCCAUCGUUCCAGGGGACGAGGGCAACAUGUUUGACAUCAUCUCAGAUCGACAUAGUCAAGAGGGCACCAUUGUCUUAAAACAGACCCUCGACUAUGAAACCAAAAAGUCAUACAGUUUCAAGGUGGAGGCUUCCAACGCGCAGCUGGACCCUCGUUUCCUCCACCUGGGGCCUUUCAAAGACUCGGCCACAGUGAAGGUGAGUGUCCUGGACAUGGAGGAGCCUCCGGUCUUCACCAAGCCGUCUUACUCCAUGGACGUAUACGAGGACACUCCCCCGGGGACCAUCAUUGGCUCCGUGACUGCCCACGACCUGGAUGUCAGCAGCAGCGCUGUCAGGUAUUCUCUGCUGUGGGACGCGGAGUCUGACAGCUGCUUUGACAUCGACACCGUCGAGGGGACCAUUUCCUCUAAUGACUACCUGGACAGAGAGAUGGCUCCACAGCACAAGAUCACUGUGGUGGCGACCAAAGUCAACAACCCACUGCUUUCCAACAAAGUGUCCGUGACAGUCAACGUCCUGGACGUGAACGAGUUCCCGCCCGAGCUGGCCGUUCCUUCAGAAUCGUUUGUGUGUGAAAACUCCAAGGUCGGACAGGUGAUCCAGACGGUGAGCGCCGUGGACAGGGAUCUUCCUCCUGUCGGUCAGAGGUUCUUCUUCAAGGUCCCGAGGGAGCUGCGCAACCGGAACUUCACUGUCAGAGAUUUUGGAAACAACACCGCCGGCAUCGUGGCGAGGCGGUCGGGCUUCAAGCGGCGGCUGCAGGACGUCUACGUUCUUCCCAUCGUGGUGGAGGACAGCGGUUACCCGGCUCAGAGCAGCACGGGCACGCUCACCAUCCGAGUGUGCUCCUGUGGGACGAGGGGCUCGCUGCUGACCUGCUCAGCAGAGGCCAUCUUUCUGCCCGUGGGGCUCAGCACUGGAGCUUUGAUGGCCAUUCUUCUGUGUGUGGUUCUGCUCAUUGUUAUGGCUGGAUUGUACAUGAGCCAGAGGCGCCGCAAAGAGAAGGAGACUCUGAUGACAUCGAAGGAGGACAUACGCGACAACGUGAUUCAUUACGACGACGAGGGCGGCGGCGAGGCGGACACUCACGCCUUCGACAUGGGCACCCUGCGCAGCACGCACACACAGCGCGCCAGCGCCCAUAGCAGCACCUCCAAAAAGGACAGCAGCUACGGCGACGGCGUUCUGCUGCAUCUCGCCAGCCGCUGCGACGACGUCAGAUCACCUGGCGUCCAUCGUCAAAUGGCCAGCGCUAUCGUCGCGGUGAAGAAAAAGGCCCCGCUCUCGUCCCGUGGCAGAGUGACUGAGGGCGACAGCGAAAUGAUCAAGGAGUUCAUCAAACACCGGCUGGAGGAGAGUCAGAAAGGACACGCCGCUCCGCCCUUUGACUCCCUAGUAACCUACGCCUACGAAGGUGACGGCUCCAUGGCUGGCUCGCUCAGCUCCAUAGAGGAAUCAUUGGUAAUUGACAGUUCAGGGGAUUUACCUUCCCUCGGUGACUGGGGACAGCCGUUUAAAACACUAGCUAACAUCCUGGACAGACAGCCGUCUCCUCUGUCUAAGGAGAGCUGAGAGACAUUUGGGAAGUAGCUUCUGUUUUUCAGACGUUUUGUGUUUUUUUUACUGUGACGGGCACUGUAUAGAAUGACGGGAGGACGAUUUUUAGAAAACAGUCCAUGUGAGGUAGUGUUGAUGGCAGUGCCAGUUGGCUAGAGAGCAGAGAAUCUAGCGACAGCUGCAUGAAAAGGUAAACUUGAUAGCUCCUCAAAGUGCCUGAGGUACUGUAUAUGUUUACAUGUCUUUUGAUCCAUGAUACUUAAUAAAAAAAA